GCAGGGGAUGAGAGGGCGGGGCGGCCACUUUGCUGCAGGAGAUACCCACAGCCAGUGAGCACUUAAGAAGUAAGAAGAGAGUUGUCAGUCUCUUGGACACCUUCAUUUUCUGCCCCGUAAAUUUCUCCUCCGCUGUUGUCUGGGCUCCACUUCCGACCCCGCAGUUGCUACUAGCUGUAGUCCGACCUAUUGUGGCCGGGGCUAGCGCCAGCCUCCCGCCGCUACCUCCGCCUCGUUCCUUCUCUGCGCCUGCGCGACCGGAAAAUUCGCGAAGGUUCCUGAAACGCAACAGAUCUUUUCCGGAAGCCGGUAGCCGCCUCAGUCGUCAGACCGGUGCUAGCGACACGGGAGGGGCUAACGCAUCCUCUUGCUGUUCCCCGUGUUUGGGCCUUGCCUGUGACGGUAGGAAAAGAAAAUGGCCUUGCUGUGCUACAACCGGGGCUGCGGUCAGCGCUUCGAUCCUGAGACCAAUUCUGACGAUGCUUGCACAUACCACCCAGGUGUUCCAGUCUUUCACGAUGCAUUAAAGGGUUGGUCUUGCUGUAAGAGAAGAACAACUGAUUUUUCUGAUUUCUUAAGUAUUGUAGGCUGCACAAAAGGUAGACAUAAUAGUGAGAAGCCACCUGAGCCAGUCAAACCUGAAGUCAAGACUACUGAGAAGAAGGAACUUUCUGAAUUAAAACCCAAAUUUCAGGAACACAUCAUUCAAGCCCCUAAGCCAGUAGAAGCAAUAAAAAGACCAAGCCCAGAUGAACCAAUGACAAAUUUGGAAUUAAAAAUAUCUGCCUCUCUAAAACAAGCACUUGAUAAACUUAAACUGUCAUCAGGGAAUGAAGAAAAUAAGAAAGAAGAAGACAAUGAUGAAAUUAAGAUUGGGACCUCAUGUAAGAAUGGAGGGUGUUCAAAGACAUAUCGGGGUCUAGAGAGUCUAGAAGAAGUCUGUGUGUAUCAUUCUGGAGUACCUAUUUUCCAUGAGGGGAUGAAAUACUGGAGCUGUUGUAGAAGAAAAACCUCUGAUUUUAAUACAUUCUUAGCCCAAGAGGGCUGUACGAAAGGGAAACACAUGUGGACUAAAAAAGAUGCUGGGAAAAAAGUUGUUCCAUGUAGACAUGACUGGCAUCAGACUGGAGGUGAAGUUACCAUUUCAGUAUAUGCUAAAAACUCAGUUCCAGAACUUAGCCGAGUAGAAGCAAAUAGCACAUUGUUAAAUGUGCAUAUUGUAUUUGAAGGAGAGAAGGAAUUUGAUCAAAAUGUGAAAUUAUGGGGUGUGAUUGAUGUAAAGCGAAGUUAUGUAACUAUGACUGCAACAAAGAUUGAAAUCACUAUGAGAAAAGCUGAACCAAUGCAGUGGGCAAGCCUUGAACUGCCUGCAGCUAAAAAGCAGGAAAAACAAAAAGACAACACAACAGAUUGAGUGGGAGAUGGGAGGAAGGCUAUUACGUUAUUUCAGAAUUUUUAAUACUGUGUGAAGUGGUGGCUUGCUGCUGUAAUCUUUUGUUUUGUUGUUGUGUUACUGAAUGUGGCAUUUCAGGGUUAACAUUAGGUUCUUAAAAGCCAAAGUCAGUUUGUCUUUUUGUGCCUCUCAUCUUUCUUUUGUGUUAUGUAAGAUUGAUUAUUCAUUUCUCCCUACUGGUAGGAACCAUAGUUGUGUCCUAUACUUGAAGAGGCUGGAAAAUAGCCCAUAACCAUAAUUGCAGUAUUUCUUUGUAUUUCUCUGUUAAGCAAAGAAAUAUUAAGGAACUUUUUUUUAUGUCUUUGUAUUAUUCCACAAUUAGUAAAGCAAGAUGAAAUGUCAAAUUUUAAUCAGUUUUUUCAUGGAUUUGUGUUCUUACAGUACUUGAAAAUAUUUAAGGAAGAGAUGAAGCUCUGCAGUUUUUUCUAUGUGGGAUGAUUACUUUUUUAAGGAGGAUUAAUUCUGAGGUAGUAUAGUAAGUAAAGGGGAAUAUAUGAAUUGUUUAACAAAUUAGAAUUUGUUUACAACUACUUGAAUUUUUACAUUAUGUCAAAACUUACAUUACUUGCCAAGCAGUAUGAUGUAAGAGUAUAGGAAACAUAAAUAAGAUUACAGAGGUAUCAAUUUGGUUAAAAUUCACCAUUUUAUAAGACUAAGCAAUAAUCUUAAAAACCUCUUUCCUGAAUAUUUAAAUGUGUUUGUAUGGUGUUAUGACUAAUUGUUACUGAUUUAGAGACUAAGCCCUCUUAAAACCUUUAGUUAAAUAUAAAAAGAAAUUAUAUAUAUCUUGCCUCCCUGAUGGAAAACUAUAUAAAAUUGUAGACUUAAAAGGUUUGUGGAAAUACAUUAGGAUAUCAGAAAACUAAAUAUAUGGAGUUGCUUUAUGACUAUUACCUGUUAAAUAAAAUAGCUUAAUUGUUUUGGAGUUUUUUUUUUUUUAAAGUCAUGAAAAGCUUCACAAUUCUAGUGAUACAGUGUUGAUUAUAUAUUGUACUUUAUUUAUAUUAAAUAUAGGUAACACAGAAUUAGAUCGUUUGGAUAGGUUUUGAGUUACUGCAGAACUCAAGAAGAAAAAUUAGGAAAUAUUCUGAAGGCCAGAACUCUGGAAGAACUUAGAAAGUUUGGGAAUAAAUUAAACUUACGUAGAUUUAAAAUUAAAAGGGGUUUAUUUCCCAAACCCCUUGAGUCUUUUCCUUGGUAUUUACGGAAUUCACAAAGAAAAAUUUGCAGAAGUACUAUUUUCGUUUAAUAAAGCAUAUAUAUCAUUCUACUACCAUUAGCAAAUAACUUAGUUGUAGUUAAUAUAAUUGUUAAAAGGUUUAGCUCUGUUACAAAUAAAAACAUAAAGAUCUGGCAA
Molecule: messenger RNA, 2810 nt
Organism: Nomascus leucogenys (northern white-cheeked gibbon)
Lineage: Eukaryota; Metazoa; Chordata; Mammalia; Primates; Hylobatidae
Gene: CHORDC1
Product: cysteine and histidine rich domain containing 1
Exons: 12
Coding region: 416-1414 (332 amino acids)
Biological process (GO): centrosome duplication
Molecular function (GO): zinc ion binding
Source: RefSeq, a predicted model, not a curated record